AUGGCGCUGCCCAGUGAUCGUGAUCUUGUGGCGUUGGUUCGCACCACUUGUCAGACGCGGUCUGAGCUACCAGCCAGUCCUGCCGAGUAUGCGGCCUUUCGAGACGAGCUUUCUCAAGCCUUGGGCGUGGAUGUGGAUCGUAAACGGCGCCUCAUCCGACAAACUGUGGAAGCCUUUCGACAGGAGGAAGCCGUGUUGGCUCAAGUCGGCAUUACCGACUUUGCUCUCGACAAUCUUGGCAAUCUAGCCAGGGAUUGCACCCGUGAGGAUCAUGCACCUCGGCCUGAACUGGAAUACUCUGCCAUGCAGCAGUGGUCGACCGGUGUGCCAUCAAUAUCACCGCCGCAGUCCCAGUCAUUUUCACCAACUACGCCGCCGUUGUCCGAGCCGGGCCGCAAUGCUACGAAGGUUGAUGCGGGUACUCAGAUCCACAGCUCGGACCAUUCCCCCCCGGACUCUUCUGAUGAAGCGGAUCACAGUGGACCCACUUCACCAGAUCCUCAUUUCCAGCCGCUUGGUGCUGCAUCGCUGAUCGACGAGCUUGACGAGGAGGACGAGGAACUAGCCUUCUACCGCCUUGAUGCCAACAACUCCGAUGACCGCUUGCUAGAAAUCGAAGAGCAGCACCUUCAGGAAACUCUUGCGCUUUCUGAACAGCUUCAAACCCUGCGCACGCAGCUCCAACAGGCCAAGCUGGAGGCGGAAACCGCCUUGAAAGCGCUGCGCACACAGGUCAAGGCCAAAAUGGAGGCUGAACGUCGCGCACAGCAUUUGAGUGAGGAGCUAGAGCUGCUCACGAUGGAGCGUGAGGUGGACGUGCGGGCUCUGGUGCUCCGUCAUGAGGCAGAAAGCCAGGCCUACCAAGCUGCACAGACAGCCGAGGUUGAAGCACUGCAGCAGGAACUCGAGCUUGAGCGUGCUCGAAAUCUACAACUCCAACAGCAGCUCGAUGAGCGUCUCUGGAACGCCGAACACCAGGCCCAGCUGGAGGCCUUACCUUGGCGCGAAACCGCGGAGCGACUUUUGCAUGCCGAAACUCGUGUUGAAGUGACUCGUGUUGGCCAACAUCUUGUGCAACUCCUAUCCCAGCACAACGUGACACAGACCGACCGGCAACUGGCUGGUCAAUUGUACACCCGUUUUGCCAAGUACGUUGCUCGACAAUGCCUCCAAAAAUGUUGCCAGGGCUUUAAAGCAGCACCAGAUGGGUUGCCCUCGUCUUCUGAUGGCCAAAUUUAUUGUUUCAGGCUAUUGCGAGACACGCAUGGUUCCCUGCUGCUGGUGCAAGCCACCGUCUACCUCUUCCACUUGCCCGACUGGUUAUUGCUGGCAGCCAAGGAUGACUUGUUCCAGGUUUUGCUGGCAGCCUUGCGAGAAGCGCAGUCCGCAGAUCACCGCUUCCGCCCGACAUUGGACCAACGACAAACAGCCGCCACAGACAUUUGGGCUUUGGCUCUUCUUGCCGCGGAGGUGUGCUGCGUGCCUUUGCAAGACUGCUCCAAAUUCGUGUUGACCAUAUUUAUUCAUGUCUUUUGUGCCCCUCUGUCGAUCUCUAUGCAGCAAGCGCCGCGCGUGUUUCGCCAAGUUUUGGCAGCUUCUGGCUUUGCGGCCUUGCUUGCGUUGUUGGUGAGGUCAUUGAAGGGAAUUGGCUCCUCUGAUCCCAACUUGAAAUGGGCAUCGCAAUUCUUGCAACGGGUUGUCCGUCACUUGGAUGUGGACGACACGGUGCAAGACACCCUUUUGCACACGGACAUUCUGCCCACGUUGAUCGACGUGCUCACUUUGUCGCACAACAACCUUGUGCUGGCCACUGUCCGCGUGUUGACCCAGCUGGCGGGCGAGCCGGGCAACGCGAGUCAGAUCUUGCGCAGCGAAGCCAUGUCUAAUCUAUUGCAAUGCAUUGCAGCCCACCAAGUAUCAGCGCCCCUCGAACUUCUUCUGUUGCUCUCGCGUGUGCCAGAAUUUGGACCCUCUUUUCGAAUUCACGAUGGCUAUGAUAUCCUCUUGCGAGCGCUACCCGCUUUUGCGCCGCAAGAGCAUAUACGGGUGGCCGAGGUCUUUGUUAACGCGCUCAGUCAGCAUCCAGACGAUAUGGACGUGUGUGCGGAUCCCACCUUAGCUCAUGCCAUCUUCAGUGUUCUUGACGUCCACAACCCCGACACUGCGCUCAUCUACCGUAGCCUGGACGUCUUAUCGACUCUUCUUUCUGAGCAACCUCAGAUUGGUCACGCUCAAGCUGCGACUCAGCUCAAGCCUUUGUUCAAGGGCCUUGCUCCGAUGCCCACGCCUGAGUUGCAUGGUCGCACCGCACAGGCCUUGUUGUCCAUGGUGGAGGAGAAUGAAGCACAACUGGAGAUUCUGCUUCCGUCACUUGCCCCAGUGUUGUAUGGCUUGGUGUGCCCGCGCUACGUGGCCGGCGCACCUCUGACUUGUAGCUUGCAAGAGCUUGAAGGUGGCACGGGUGAAGAACAAGCCUUGCAUCAUCAUUCCGCACAGCUUUGCGAAGGACUGUUGGAAAAGUUCUUGGCUCAAAGAUCAACUCUAUCAGUAGAAGCAGCUGCGACGUUGCUUCCACUGGCAGGCCAACUGAUAUGCUCUGGAAGCGUCAAGGGCCCGGCUAGCGAACUAGUGGCGCGCGCCAUGACGCAACACCUUGAAACCAUGACCGAGGAUUCGAGCUCAACGAGUUUGCCAGCUGGUGCAAAUGUCUUGCGCAUAAUGGUUCACAGCCACACCUUGCUGGCUGUUCUCGCGUUGAUGCAGAGAGAUAAUAUUCUUUUUCAACUGGGUUCGUACAGGCCUCGUUUUUCUCUGCACAAGGCAAUGGGAGCCGACUUUUUGCAAGCCUGUCUUUUCGACAAAGACCUGAACAUCCGCAGUCAAGCGUUUGAACAAGUAGGUCUGACCAAUGUGGUUCAGGUAUUGGCCGUGUGUGAAGACGAGGGCCACAAGGCGGGCUUGGUGGCUCAUAUCAUCGAGCUGUUUGAGGCGGAAGACGUCUGUGAUGAUGUCGUUCACAAUGGCGCCAUCACCAGCUUAGUGGCAUUGGGUGAGGUUGCUGGUGAUAUGCUGGACCUCCACCUGUUUGCGGCAAUUAUGCAGCGCGUCGCAAGCCACAGCACACGUAUUCGAAGAUCUGUUUGCCUUUGUCCGGCUUAUAGCUUGGUGCGCCUGGGUGCCUUUCGCGUUGCCGUGGAGCUCUACGGACACGGCCACCUCUUUUCAGACGUCGACCUUUUUGACGAUGACAAAUCUGCCGCAUUGCGGGAGCAGGUCGAACUGGUACAAGCUUGUUUGCAAACCUUUCUCGGCUGGUGCGAAGAGUUGGCCGCGGCUUUGCUGACCGAGGGUUUGGAGCCCAUUCUGUUGCAACUCGUGGCCCGAACGGAUGACGAUCCAUUGCGUUCGGCCACACUGCGCUGUCUGCGCUGCGUCACGGAGCAGGGUGGUGCGACGGCCCUCCUGCACGCAAAUCCAUCGCUGGAUAUUCUGCUCAAUUUGUUGAGUGUGCGGGCUGGGCGACCGUCUGAAGCAACUCUGCUGGCGCACUCUUGUCUCCUUAGCCUUCUUUGGCAUGGUGGCACAGGGUCAACCGAUGCAUCUGACUCACACAGCUCAAAGGACGUCAAAUCCAGCUUGGCAGUUGCGCUCGCCGAUCAAAGUUUUCUCAAUCUCUUGCUUGCGGGUUUACAGCAGUUGCAGGGGCGAUGUGGCGCUGCCGACUCCACCGCCAUUGAGAUAGACCCGCCUCAGAUUGAUGAUGACGAGCGGCGGUCGCUUUGGGUGUUGUCGACGUACGUUGUGUCAGCUUCAAAGCAGGAGCACCAGCACCUCAUUUUCCAAGGUUUUCUUGAGGUUGUUUUGGAGCUGGAGGAACUUUGUGCUGUAGUUGAAGUGCAGCGCUACUGCCGCCUCAUAGUUGGACAUUUGGUGCCUCAUGGCCCAGGCGAUAGCCUUGUCUCGCGCAUGGAGAUCUUGCGAGCCCAAUUUCGUCAUGCUCAGGACAAGCCAAAUCUUCUGCAACGACUCACAGCACUGCCCGGUGACCAAGACGCCCCUAACGCAGCUGUCCUGCAAGAUUAG
Monosiga brevicollis MX1 is the source of this 4083-nucleotide messenger RNA. RefSeq lists its product as uncharacterized. The record is from RefSeq and is a predicted model, not a curated record. The transcript has 11 exons. Gene Ontology annotation, molecular function: protein binding. Bases 1 to 4083 code for a protein of 1360 amino acids. Lineage: Eukaryota; Choanoflagellata; Craspedida; Salpingoecidae.